Diachasmimorpha longicaudata is the source of this 3015-nucleotide messenger RNA. RefSeq names its product SLo interacting protein 1 (gene Slip1). NCBI's taxonomy places the organism in Eukaryota, Metazoa, Arthropoda, Insecta, Hymenoptera, Braconidae. The transcript is spliced from 3 exons. Gene Ontology annotation, molecular function: protein binding. The coding region runs from base 565 to 2835 and encodes 756 amino acids. The record is from RefSeq and is a predicted model, not a curated record.
GUGCAUGUACAUAUGUGCAUGAAAAACGAGAGAGAUUUUAUCGACACUUGGAUGACCAUCUGUCUUUGUUUAGUCGGUCAGUAGCCUAACGUGACAUUCCUUCAUGUACCAUUUGCCUGGAGCGUGAGAUGGGCGGCUGCACAAAAGACUCCAAACCGCACUGGCACAGGCUCAGUUGAGGUUGAGACUGUAUCGAGUUCAUACACCAAGUUUUUCUCCAUUUUCUCAUUAUCACCACUAUGCUGUCGUGAAUGUAUCGAGUAAAGUUUUACGGUUGUGACUGCAUUCCAUCGUAAAAUUCCGUCAAUUACGAUGAGAAUUCUCCGGAUACCAGUGGAAAUUCAAUUCAAAGGGCUGAAAAGGGAAUAUACUCAUGACGAGUAACCUCAUUACAAGGACGCCAUAUGUAGUCCUAGCCAAACCUAAAACAUCUCAUUCAUUUAUUACUCACCAGUAUUCUUUGCAUAUUUCGAAUUUUUCAAUCCCCCUGAUAAUGAGCCCGAUUGUGUUUUUAUUGUCUGUGCGACACUGACUUGACAACUAGAAGAGGAGUUAAACACAACCAUGGACUUUGUUAUUCUAUCGGUGAACGGUCGAGAUGUUUCCAAUUCUAGUCACGAAGAUGUUGUGCGGUCUUUUGAAACUGCCCAAGAGCCCAUAACGAUCCAGGUAUUGCGAAAACAAUCAGCGAGGCCAAUAUCACACGCCGAAACAACGACAUGCAGAUCAGAGUCAUCAGAGCAGAAAAAAUUGUCUUGUAGUGUUUCAACAGGAGUUCAAACAGAUCUGGGAGGGCUGAUUAAUGAAGACUACGAUGAGAAUUACUACGUGUUUGAGGAUGGAGAAGAAUACGACUUUGAGAAUGAAGAGAACGACGGGGAUGACGUUGAAGAGGUUGAGGAAUUCGAUGAGAUCUUCUCGAAUUCCGUUGACCCGCACCAACUCCGGGAUUACAAAGUCCAUGAGGAUGUUUAUUUUGAGGAAGUGACACUGAGAAAAAGCGCCAGUACUGAGAAACUGGGCUUGACAGUCUGCUACAAUUACUCAUACGAUCGAGACAAUACUGAAGCUGCUGAGGUCUACAUCUCCGAAAUAGCCAAGGACAGUUUGGCAGCAAGAGAUGGCAGACUUCGAGAGGGUGAUCAGAUCCUUCAGGUGAACGGGAAAGACAUCGAGAGUAAAGAGCAGACUGAGAGGGUCUUCGCACAAACGAAGAAUACUGUAGUCAUUCUAGUGAGUCGAUGCCUCUACCAUCAGACGUCGUCUCCAUUAUUUUCUGAUAACAUCCCAGCGUACCAGAACAGCAUGAUAGAGCUUCUUCUUCAACAGCAAAAACGUCAGUACGAGGCUUCAGGACUCGGUGACAAUGAGCACAACGAAGGGGCCUUUAGAUCAUCUCCACCACCAGUGCCAUCUCACAGUCUCACCAUCAACACCACGAACUUGAAUAUGAACACUUCAUCAUCCACGUGCUCCUCUCAAAACUCCCACGGGUCGAAUAAGGACUUUAUCACAGAGAAAAAUUCCAAUUACGGGGAGAACCUAAGGGAGUCGAUGAAGAAAAUUGAUGAAUUGAGUAUCAGUGGAAAACGUAGGAAGCCUCGAGAAGCUGGGAGUGACAGUGAACACAUCUACGAGACUAUUCCAGAGAGCGACACCGAGCCAAUUUACUCCUCUCCCUACGAGAGUAAAUUGAAUCUUCGAAGAAAUGAGGUAUGUCAUGAUCACCGAAGUAAAUCAUCAAAGAGUAGUAGUUCAAUCGAAGAGAAGGACUCGUCGAGUGCCUACAAUACUGGAGAAUCUUGUCACAGUAAUCCUUUAGUUCUGGAACUGCAUAAGGACCCUCGAGAGCUCAGAGGGAGUACGCUGGUUCUCUGUCCCUCGGACAAUACUUACACGAGUACUCUGGUUUCCACAGCAACAUGCCGCAGUAGACCCCCUCCUUCCUGCGAUGUUGCUGAAAAUCAGGUGAUUCGCACGAUUCAGUCUUCCCUCUCUGCUCCACAGUUUAUAAAUCCUCAAAUCACUCCUGAUAAGGAAGAGAAGAAACCAAAUUCCUGUUAUUAUCACAGCACAAAUCGUCACCAGUACCAGACUCCUUAUCAAUAUUACCAUCAACGCCAUUACCAACAGAAUUUCACGAAUAAUCGAAGCUCUUGGGAUAAUCGGGAUAAAGAUUCUAGUGGCUCUGGCAUUAUGUACACUAAUGUUGAUAAUCUCGAGCAGACGAUGAUGCUGCAGCAGCAGAUAUUCACACAAGCACUUAAUAGGAAAAAUGUCAGCAAUAAAGAGACGAGAGUGAGAAACUCAAAGUCGAGGGGUAAAUUUAGGGCACCCAAUUUGACUCAAUAUCACUUCAUCGGUAGUCAACAGGUUCGUCAAGUGAAUACUCUUAACUUACCGGAGGAUAAGUGCGAUCCGAGGAUGGAAUGGAAGGUGAAACGAAGACCCGAUGGAACGAGGUACAUUGUUAGGCGACCAGUAAGAAGUCGAUUGUUGGGCAACAGAACACUGGAGAUUUCUGAAGAGAGAGCCGGACUUACAACUGAGGAUGAUACAGUUUCUGAGAUAAAACUUGGAAGAUAUUGGACCAAAGAUGAACGAAAACGACACUUAGAGCAAGCUCGUCUCCGCAAACAACGUCAGGCAACAAUAAAACAGCAAAUGAAGCAACCGCAGUCUUACGAAUUAACAAAUUCUGAUCAUGUGGAUGAAACAAAAGAGAGUCGAAAAUUCAGUCAAGAUCCGGGACUGAUAAAUACUCAAAAAAUUGAUGAUCACUGUGGAGCCAAUGGAAAGCCAAUUAUAGGUCUUCUCUCAGUAACUACAGUCUAAUUGCCAAAACUAUUUUAAGCAUUUAUUAUCAAUGUUUUUUCAUUUUUAAUCCCGGUAUGUAUUCUAAUAUAUUGAUAAGAAUGUACAUAAUAGUAGAAAAAAAAACAUCACUUGGUGAACAUUUAUUAUCGCAAACGAUGGGAAAGUAUUUACUGAAUGAAUGUUGAAGUAAUUCCCAGA